Molecule: messenger RNA, 774 nt
Organism: Staurois parvus
Lineage: Eukaryota; Metazoa; Chordata; Amphibia; Anura; Ranidae
Source: the annotation of a GenBank genome assembly
UCCUGUCCUGAGUGCGGGAAAUGUUUUUCAUGGAAGUCCGAUCUUUACAUACAUCAGAGAUCUCACACGGGGGAAAAGCCGUAUUCCUGUCCUGAGUGCGGGAAAUGUUUUUCACGGAAGUCCAAUCUUUACACACAUCAGAGAUCUCACACGGGGGAAAAGCCGUAUCCUGUCCUGAGUGCGGGAAAUGUUUUUUCACGGAAGUCCCAUCUUUACACACACCAGAGAUCUCACACAGGGGAGAAGCCAUAUUCCUGUCCUGAGUGCGGGAAAUGUUUUUCACAGAAGUCCAUCUUUACACACAUCAGAGAUCUCACACGGGGGAGAAGCUCUAUUCUUGUCCUGAGUGUGGGAAAUGUUUUUCACAGAAGUCCGAUCUUUUACACACAUCAGAGAUCUCUCACACGGGGGGAAAAGCCGUAUUCCUGUCCUGAGUGCGGGAAAUGUUUUUCACGAAGUCCAAUCUUUACACACAUCAGAGAUCUCACACGGGGGAGAAGCCGUAUUCCUGUCCUGAGUGCGGGAAAUGUUUUUUUUACACACAUCAGAGAUCUCACAGAAAGAUCUCACACACGGGGGAGAAACCGUAUUCCUGUCCUGAGUGCCGGAAAUGUUUUUCACAGAAGUCCCAUCUUUACACCCACCAGAGAUCUCACACAGGGAGAAGCCAUAUUCCUGUCUGAGUGCGGGAAAUGUUUUUCAGACAAGUCCAAUCUUAUUGCACAUCAGAGAUGCCACACGGGGAGAAGCCGUAUUUCUAUCCUGAGUGUGUGA